Messenger RNA from Orbicella faveolata, 3249 nucleotides. RefSeq lists its product as uncharacterized. Gene Ontology annotation, molecular function: protein binding. Lineage: Eukaryota; Metazoa; Cnidaria; Anthozoa; Scleractinia; Merulinidae. The record is from RefSeq and is a predicted model, not a curated record.
AUGGAAGACAUUUUACAAGUCAUCUGUAUUGGCUUAGCUGUUGCAACUUUUCUUCUCAACACUGGUCGUGGUUUCAAAGCCAUUGAGGUCUGCAAAGAAUGUUUGAUUUUCCUAAAUAAUGAAGUGCCUGAAAAAGAAUACAAAUAUUUCAAUUUAGUUAACAUUGUUAUACAUAAAACCCUGUUCAUAGCGUACUCUCUUGUGACUGAUUACACAAAUACAACAAAAUACGGCUGGAAACUUCUUCACUUUUAUCGCGAGUGUGGCGAAACAGCCAAGGAAGGGAAUAUCACGCUAGCGCUGGCCAACAUGUGUGAACACCAAUUCAAAUACGCAGAAGCAAGAGAACUUUACAACAAAGCCAUGAAAAUCAUGAGAGAAAUAGGCGAUAGAAAUGGAGAGGCUUAUUCUUCUGGGAAGUUUGGAGCCAUGUCUUAUCGUCUCUGUGAAUAUGACGAAGCUAAAUCAUAUCUUGAGAAAGCACUUGGUAUAAAAAUAGAAAUUGGUGACAGACAGGGAGAAGCAACCUGUUACGCAAGCUUAGGAAUUGUAUCUGAAUCUCUUGAUGAAUAUGACAGAGCUAAGGAAUAUCUCGAGAAAGCACUUGCUAUCAGAAAAGAAAUUGGUGAUAGAAAAGGAGAAGCAACCUGUUACGGUAACUUAGGAGUUGUGUUUCAAUCCGUUGAUGAGUAUUACAAAGCUAAAGAAUGUCUUCAGAAAGCACUUUCCGUCAGGAUAGAAAUUGGUGACAGAGAAGGAGAAGCAGCAGAUUACGGAAACUUUGGAACUGUGUUUAAAUCUCUUGGAGAAUAUGGCAAAGCUAGAGAAUAUCUUGAGAAGUCACUAGCCAUUAGGAUAGAAAUUGGUGACAGAAUAGGAGAAGCAAGCUGUUACGGAAACUUAGGAGUUGUGUUUCAAUCUCUUGGCGAAUAUGGCAAAGCUAAAGAAUAUCUUGAGAAAGCACUUGCCAUCAGGAUCGAAAUUGGUGACAGAGGAGGAGAAGCAGCAGAUUAUUGCAACUUAGGAGCUGUGUUUAAAUCUCUUGGUGAAUAUGGCAAAGCUAGAGAAUAUCUUGAGAAGUCAUUAGCCAUUAGGAUAGAAACUGGUGACAGAGGAGGAGAAGCAGCGGAUUACGGCAACUUAGGAGCUGUGUUUAAAUCUCUUGGUGAAUAUGACAAAGCUAAGGAAUAUCUUGACAAAGCACUUGACAUCAGGAUAGAAAUUGGCGACAGACGAGGAGAGGCAGCAGAUUACGGCAACUUAGGAGCUGUGUUUAAAUCUCUUGGUGAAUAUGAACAAGCUAAAGAAUAUAUUGAGAGAGCACUUGCCAUCAGAAUAGAAAUUAGUGACAGAAAAGGAGAAGCAAGCUGUAAAGGAAACUUAGGAAUUGUGUUUGAAUCUAUUGGUGAAUAUGGCAAAGCUAAUGAAUAUCUGGAGGACUCACUUGCCAUCAGUAUAGAAAUUGGUGACAGAGAAGGAGAAGCAACCUGUUACGGAAACUUAGGAAUUUUGUUUGAAUCUCUUGGUGAAUAUGACAGAGCUAAAGGAUAUCUGGAGAAAGCAGUUGCCAUCAGAAAACAAAUUGGUGACAGAGAAGGAGAAGCAGCAGAGUAUGGAAACUUAGGAAUUGUACUUCAAUCUCUCGGUGAAUAUGACAAAGGCAAAGAUUAUUUCGAGAGAGCCCUUUCAAUUAGUCGAGAUAUUGGAGACCUUGAAAAAGAGAUUGAAUCUCUUUGCAACCUUACACAGGUGGAGUUAUCCCAAGGGAAGAUCCAGGAGGCGUUGGACUAUCUGCUCUUGAGUAUGGACAAAAGCGAAAGUUUGCGUGGUUUUCUAAGAGACAAUGAUCAGUUUAAGAUAUCGUUUUCAGACGUUUACGAUUUUUCUUACCAGAAACUUAGUUUACUGUAUUGUUCAUCUGGAAAUCCUAACAAUGCCCUUUACGUUCAAGAGUUGGCACGAGCUAGAGCCUUGGCAGACUUGAUGACGAUUCAAUAUUCUGUUACAUGGGAAAUCUCAGCUAAUCCGAUGUCUUGGUUUGGCAUUGCGAAUAUUAUGAAAAAACAAAGUAACUGCACUUGCCUGUACAUUUCUUAUAAUUCUCAAUUUGUGUUUUUGUGGAUUCUUAAAUCAAGCGGUGUCAUUCAUUUUCGGACAAUAAGGGUACACGAGAACAUUGCUGGUGCAGGAUCACUUGGCAGUUUAGACGAAUACUUUGCUAAAAGUUUUCGAGGUUUUGAUAUUUCAUCUGAGGGAGAUUGCGAAGAUCGAUCAUUAAAUUGCAUGGAGUCAGAACUAAGUUCAAGCCAAGAAGAGGGCCUCGCAUCUUUGCGACUUGAAGAAGAUGUAGAUGAAAGGAGUGAAAACCCCGAGUCAAGCCUUUCUUUGUAUCACAGAAUGAUUAUCGGUCCUGUUGCGGACUUGCUUAAGGAGCGCGAAAUCAUCAUUGUUCCUGAUCGCUUCUUGAACCAACUUCCAUUUGCCGCAUUAAUUGAUAAAGAUGGAAAGUAUUUAUCCGAAACAUUUAGGAUUCGCAUCGUUCCUUCUUUGACGACUCUCAAGCUCAUUCAGGACAUUCCAGCAGACUAUCAUUAUCAGAAUGGAGCCCUGAUCGUAGGAGAUCCAGAUGUUGGUAGAGUACGUUACAAGGGAAGCAAAACGAAGUUUUCUAGAUUACCCUUUGCAGUAAAUGAAGCGGCCAUGAUUGGGCGACUGCUGGGUGUACAGCCUUUGGUAGGAGAGCACGCCACAAAGCAGGCGGUACUUGAAAGGUUACCUUUAGUGGGCCUGGUGCACUUUGCUGCACAUGGUGAUGCCGAAAGAGGUGAAAUUGCCCUUUCUCCCGUACGCUCUACUAAUAGAAUUCCAAAAGAGGAAGAUUACCUUUUGACGAUGCCUGACAUUGCGCAAGUUGAACUGCGAGCUAAACUGGUGGUACUUAGCUGCUGUCAUAGUGCACGUGGGCAGAUAAGAGCUGAGGGAGUUAUUGGAAUCGCUCGAGCGUUCUUAGGAUCUGGUGCACGGUCAGUACUGGUGGCUCUUUGGGCAAUAAGCGACAGUGUUACAGAGCAGCUGAUGUGUCGUUUCUACGAGCAUCUUGUUCGCGGGGAGAGUGCCAGUGAAUCUCUUCACCAGGCCAUGAAAUGGAUGAGAGGUAACGGCUUUGCCAAGGUUCGCGACUGGGCACCAUUUGUGCUGAUUGGAGAUGACGUGACAUUUGACUUUGGAAAAGAGGAAAAAUACGAGUAG